This is a messenger RNA of Caenorhabditis elegans, 2101 nucleotides long. RefSeq names its product Serine-rich adhesin for platelets (gene tsct-2). Bases 12 to 2039 code for a protein of 675 amino acids. Gene Ontology annotation, biological process: regulation of transcription by RNA polymerase II. The transcript is spliced from 8 exons. The record is from RefSeq and is marked reviewed. NCBI's taxonomy places the organism in Eukaryota, Metazoa, Nematoda, Chromadorea, Rhabditida, Rhabditidae.
CAUUUAUAGAAAUGGGUGAAUCAUUCACGCAGGCAGUAGUCGAAGGGCCUCAACCAAAACCGUCGAGAUUUCAAUUUGUACCCGUACCCGGAGAAUUUACGAGAGGGCGAUGGAAAUGUCGGGACUCGUACCAUCCGAACGCGGAGACACUGGAAUUUGAGAAGAACAAGAGCAAAGAAGAGGAGACGAAUCCUGAUAAAAUAUCCGUCUUCUUCAAGCUCCGACAACAACAACAAGAGCCGGAGCCCGAGCCGGAGCCGCCUCAACCACCACCACAAGAGAGCACAAUUCAAGUGACAUCAGUCAAGAGUACGAGGCCCGAUACAGGAGAUCCAGGAGAUUCAGAAGUAGUCACAACAGAUUCCACGGAAAGUAUUAUAAUAACUCGAAAAAACGGGGUUACAAUUGUCCGAAAAACGUCGAAUUCACUGCUUCUUCCCGACGAGAAAUAUGAUCAAAUACGCCAACUUUCGAUCGAUGAUUUUGAGAAUAAGGAGAAGAAGCAACAAGUACCGCCGACACCGAUGAAUACACCGCCUGCGAGUCUUGCUGUAGUUGAUACCUCGAUCCAAUCCACCACGUCUGAAACGACGCCAGGCCACUCGUCGAGCCGUAAACCAUCAAAAGAAGAUAGUAGUCCAUUUGAUGCUUCUUCAGCCACCCCAGCCCCAUCUCAACUGGAAACCCCCCAGCAGCAGAAACCCACCACCACCCGUCACUUCCAAGUCGAGCCAGUUGUGCUCAGUGAGCCAAGUACACCGGCUCCGGUGGCUCCGGCUCCGUCGAUUGAGACGCUGACCUCUACUUCACCACCAGUGACACAACAACUUGCUCCGUCGCUCAGUGAGCCCACGUUUCAAGUUAUUCAGACCGAAGAGAGCAAAAACAUGUCGAUGGAUUCGGUGAAGAACGUCGUUGAUGCUGCUGCUCUUUCUGCUCCGGCUCCGGCUCCACUGAGCCAAUCGGAUCGUCUGAAUCAUGUGGAUGAAGUGGAGGGAACAACACCCUCAAAUGUCAUGAUAACUGUGUCGUCGGCGGCCGCGGCGUUGGAGAAGAAGGAGGAGGCCGCCUUUGCAGCAGCAGGAAGCCUCGACUCAUGCGGGAUCCCAAUCUCCGGAGGAGGAGCCGCCGCACAAACCUCUGCACCCCACUCAACACCCUACGGUACCCCAAAGGACACGCAUAUCCAGCAGCAGCAGCAGCCAGUGGUAUUUGAAGAGAUUCUCACUGCAAAUGGACCCCCACCGCAGCCGUCUUCUCCACUACUACCAGCUCUCAUUACAACUACAACAAGUGCUCCAACAAUUGCUCCAGCAUCGUCUCCGAUCAUCAAUGCUUCUGGAUCAUCGAUUCCAGCAGCUUCAACGUCUGGAAUCUCAUUAUUUCCCAGUGGUGGUGUCACAUCGUCACUGACAACUCCAUCGACGACUGCUGACACACAUACACCGAUUGAUAAUAAGAUUGAGCAGGCGAUGGAGCUUGUCAAGACUCAUUUAACGUAUGCUGUACGGGAAGAGGUUGAUACGUUGAGAAAUACUAUUGCAGAGCUUGAAUAUCAGAUGCGUGAAUCGCAAUACGAAUGCACAUAUUAUCGUCAAAACUGUGCUCCAGAUCUCAUCGAGCAAGCUUCUUCAUUUGUUCAUCAACAAAUGGCAUCUCAUCAACGACCGGCGGCUCGGCGAGCAGUCAGUACAGCUGGAAUAUUCGAUGGAAGCUCUUCUGGUGGUGGUGGUGGUCAAGCAUCGUCUGGAGCAUCGGCGUCCGCUUCAUCGGCUCACAUGCGUAAUUUGCAGAAUCAAAUUCAGCAGAUGAAACAGAUCACUCCUAUUACAACCAAUACUUGCAUCAACUCAACUUCCACUUCCACCACCGCCUACACUUCAACUCCCACCGCUUCCAUCCCAGCCGCCACCGCCAUCACCACCACCACAGCACCACCAAAGCCCUCCCCAACCACCUCCGAGUCCUCAUUGAUUACUGGAGAUUUGGGGGCUCCGGCGGGAGCUGUUGCUCAGAAGAUGACAACAACGAAUAAUUGAUCAUAUUAUUUUUCUUAUUUAAUAUCGAAAUUUCCUCUAAUAGUAUGGCUCUUGGUGAAAAA